UUUUGCUCAUUACCAAUCACAAAACAGGGUUAACACCAAAACCCUCUCCUCUCCUCGUCGUCGUCGUCGUCGUCUUCGUCCUCCUCGGCUUCCUUCUCCGCCGCCGACAAAACCGGCGAGAAUGGACCGGGCCGGGCCGGUUCCGGCGGCGAGGGCGGUGGACCGGACCGGGCCGGGUUCGGGCCCGGCGAGGUCGGUGGAUCGGGGCGGCGCGCACGUGGACGUGCACGUGCUCUUCUGCCACUACAACGCCCUCUACUUCCACGACUCCCUCGGCGCCUGCGCCGUGUCCUGGUCCUCCUCCCCUUUGCCCAGCGGCACAAGUACUUGUCACUAUUAUCCAGGAGGUGGCUGUGAGAUAGUCCUCUCUAAGCCCUUGUUAGGAAAUCGGCCUACUGCCAAUCUCAAGAAUACUUUGCUUCAUGAGAUGAUUCAUGCAUAUAUGUGUUUUCAUUAUGAUAUAAAGGACCAUAGUGACCAUGGUCCAAGUUUCAAGGCCAUGAUGAAUUCAAUCAACUCCAGCACAGUAACAGACCCUCAGAGACCAGUUGAUGGCUACAACAUCACUAUCUAUCAUGAGCUCCACAAGGAAGUCGAGAGCUACAGAUGUGAAAAGUGUGGAAUUUUGGUCAAGUCAACCAUUCAUAGGGAACCUUCAGUUAGUGGUUGCCCUAAAAACGUGGGCCCUGAUGGAUUUUGCGAUGAUUCAUCUUGCCACUGGCAUAGACAUAAAAAGUUAUGCUCUGGUUGUUACGUUAAGGUACAGAAACCAGCAGGAUGUGAAGAGAAGAGAACAAGUUCAAAAGCUGAUCAUUUGCUUCAUGAAUCCACUUGUGAAGAACUGUUAAUGCAAAAAUCAUCUAAAGCUGGAGGAUCAAAUGAUAGAAUUGACGCAAAGAAAACUACGUCGACGAGUUCCUUACAAUCUUCUGGUGACGGGCUCGGAAGCUCGGGCAAUAAUAAUGAUAAUAAUAAUAAGAAUAAUUCUGUUAAAGACAAUUCUCAGAAAAAUCUUAAAGAGUCAAACAAGGCCAUCGAGUCAAAAGGUCAGUCUCAAGAGAUCUCCAAACGAACAAGAACUUCAUCGAAGAAGAAUAGCGAGUAUACCGCCAUGAAGAGAAGGAAGCUAAGUAAGUCCAAGAGCGACUAUGCGGUUAUAAUCCAAUGGCUAAAUGUGUUUGCCUACGAAGACGAAGAAGAAGACGAGGAGCCUUUAGUGAAUAAGCGGACAGAAAGGAGAAGAAAGCAAAAAAUGCUGAUUUCUCUCAAGAAUAGAGCAGGUAAUAACUACUCGGAGGUUGAAGGUAAUGCGUCGCCUUCCCAUAAGGAUGUGUCAAGAGAUGAGAAACCCGAAAAUGAUAGUAAACCGACAGUUGGUGAUCUUCUCGUUGGUAACGAAGAAGUGCCUUUAAAUAGUAAUACAGCGCAUGAAGAACCGCCCACCAAAAGUCAAGGGAAUGAUAUCGAGAAUCAAGGUGAAGGUGAAUGUUCGUCGCCGAUAAAUUCACCGGUUAGAGGCGAGAUCGUGGAUAUCUCUGAUGGCUGAGCAUGCGGAUUCUUGUGGUUUUUGCUUUGUUUGAGACAGCUUUUGUACAAUUGUAAUAGCAUUAGUUUAAUAUCAAGUUUCACCAUAGUAUUUGCUGUCUCAUGUCUCUUUUUUAUUUUUCUUAGUUGUUUCUUUUCCCCUCCUCUUUUUGGGUAUUUGCACAGGGCCCUGCCAUGACCACAUUAUGUUAAACUGAUGAGUUUAAUCUUAAUGUUGAUGUGUAUUAGUAGUUGGAAAUA
Ananas comosus (pineapple) is the source of this 1785-nucleotide messenger RNA. RefSeq names its product sprT-like domain-containing protein Spartan. Gene Ontology annotation, cellular component: nucleus. Gene Ontology annotation, molecular function: single-stranded DNA binding; metalloendopeptidase activity; polyubiquitin modification-dependent protein binding. The record is from RefSeq and is a predicted model, not a curated record. Gene Ontology annotation, biological process: DNA damage response. The transcript is spliced from 7 exons. Bases 122 to 1546 code for a protein of 474 amino acids. Lineage: Eukaryota; Viridiplantae; Streptophyta; Magnoliopsida; Poales; Bromeliaceae.